Messenger RNA from Rhodotorula graminis WP1, 2196 nucleotides. RefSeq lists its product as uncharacterized. The record is from RefSeq and is a predicted model, not a curated record. The transcript is spliced from 4 exons. The coding region runs from base 1 to 2196 and encodes 731 amino acids. NCBI's taxonomy places the organism in Eukaryota, Fungi, Basidiomycota, Microbotryomycetes, Sporidiobolales, Sporidiobolaceae.
AUGCCCCCAAAGAGCCGCAAGCACCGCCCCACCGUCGCCGUCGAGGUCCCGCCUCGCUCCACGGGCCCCUCGUCCCCUCCCCACCCAGGUCGGUCAACACGCCGCACCAACCUCGCCCCUCAGCCCUCGCCUGCCCAGCCCGCACCUGCCCGUACUCGUCCUAACCCUGCCCUCGCCGCACCUGCUCCCGCGACCCCCAACGACGACGACGGCGACGACGACACCGACAGCUCGUCCGACGCCCACAUCCACAACCGCCUCGUCGUCCCGACCUCGCCCGCUCUACGCCGCACACAGCGCGCCGAGACCGAGCUCGUCCCCGAGACCGACCACGAGGGCGCCGCACCCGCGACCGUCGCCGCCUCGAGCGAGUUCGGCCACCCUCGCUCGGACCGGGCGACGAGGGCCUCUGCGUCCAAGGGCCGCGCACCGAGGCGCAAGGGCGCUGCCGAGACGGGCGAGGGCCGUGAGACGGUGCAGCAGGGGCAGGCGGCGGGCGGCGAGGACGAGGACAAGCGGGACGAGGACGAUGACGAGGACGAGGGCGCGUCGCCGCCGCUCGCGACCCGCAUCCCGGCGGCGGCCAAGCGCGCCGCGCCCGCGGCCGCAGCUUCGGCCUCGGCGCCGGCUCGGUCGUCCCGACAGACGAGGGCGGCGGCUGUCGACGUCGAGGAGCAGGCGAAGCGGAAGAGCGAGGAGAGCGAGGGCGAGCCGGACGGCGGCGAGGACGAGGUCGACCAGCUCGACGAGGACGACGAGACCCACUCGUCGCCGCCCAUGACCGCCACCACGCGCAAGGACAAGGGCAAGGCGCCCGCGCAAGGGCCCGCCUCGUCGUUCUUCAACAGACGCAAAGCGCCCUCGCAGCGCGCCUCGCCCGCCAAGAAGAUGAAGAAGCGCGCUGCCGUGCCCGAGCGCGACAGCGGGUCCGAGGAGGAGCUGCCCGACGGCAGCAACGAGGGUGAGGGCGCGGGCGAGCUCAGCGCAGACGAGGCGAGCGACGAGGACGACGAGCGGCCGCCCGAGAGCGUCUUUUCGCACCGCGCCGGCGACGGCAGCUGGGUCCCGGACCGGGUCUGGCUGCACCGCGAGUGGCAGAAGGAGGGCAAGAGGGACAAGGUGGCGAGGUGGAUCAAGGAGCACGGCGGCAAGGUCAUGAAGCGUAUGGAGGAUGCACAUUACGCCAUCCUGCCCGAGUGGACGUCGGACAGCUACGUCGAGCUGUACGCUCAGGCCUUCAACUGCAACGCCCUCCCGACCCUGUACGCCUGGCUCCUCGCCGCACGCGACGACACGGCGCGGCACGGCGUCCCGUGCCGCCCGAACCCGCUCGACUUUGCCUCGCCGCGCCCGCUGAGUGGCGCCGCCGACCGCCGCGGCGAGCGGUACCUGCGCCUGUCGGACGCCGAGCUCGACGAGUUUGCAAGGCUGUACAACCUGUGCGACGAGGGCGAGAUGAGCCGCGCAGAGAUGUUUUCGAGGAUGCAGCGAGAGUUCUACUCGGAGCUCGACAGCCGCCGCACGACGACGUCGGCCUACCGCGACAAGUUCGACCUGCACAAGCGCGCCAUCAAGCAGCGCGCACGCCGCCUGCGCGAGGACGCCAAGCGCGCUCACGCUCACGCCGGCGGCGGUCGCGCUCGGUCCCGCACCCCGUCCGCCUUCCGCUCGCCCUCGUCCUCGCCCGGCCCGCCGUCCACGGACAAGGGCAAGGGCAAGCGCCGCCGCCGCUCGACGCCGCCCGCGCCCGGACCCGCACCCGCGCCCGACCCGCUCGCCGCCCUCGCGCAGCGCUACGGCCGCUCGCGAGCGUUCGUCGACGCGCUCCUUCGCGCGUGCACGCUCGACGGCGCGGCGGCCGAGCGCGCUUUGCGGCGGCUCGCGGCGUACGAGCGCGCUGCUGCGCUCGACGAGGACGGCGAGGAGGCGCAGAGGGAGUGGGACGAGGUGCUGCGCGGGGUGUGGCGCGAGGAGGACGAUGAGGCGCUGCGUGAGGUUGAGGAGGAGGAGGGGGAGGUGGAGGUGAGCGAUGGGGAGCUCGCGAGGAGGUCGGAUGGGCGGUGGAGCGGGAGGGAGGUCGGAGAGAGGAGGGAGCUGCUGCGCGUCAGGGCAGACGAGCGGUGGGGGUGGGAGGAGACGAGGGAAGAGCUGCGACGGGCGAGGGAGGGGAAGGCGGUGAGGGACGUCGAGGAAUGA